Molecule: messenger RNA, 5076 nt
Organism: Coturnix japonica (Japanese quail)
Lineage: Eukaryota; Metazoa; Chordata; Aves; Galliformes; Phasianidae
Gene: FAM20B
Product: FAM20B glycosaminoglycan xylosylkinase
Biological process (GO): proteoglycan biosynthetic process
Cellular component (GO): Golgi apparatus
Molecular function (GO): phosphotransferase activity, alcohol group as acceptor
Source: RefSeq, a predicted model, not a curated record
CUCAGCGGGAUGGCGGCACCUGAGGGCGGGCACACCCCUGCCCGGGGCGCCUCCGGCCUGAGAGCCCUUCGUGUGGGGAAGGAGGAGCCGUUAGGGCCGUUAUUAGGGCCGUUAUUAGGGCCGUUAUGGCCGUUAUGGCCGUUGUGCAGCGGCCCCUGCACAGCCCCCAUGUGCUGUGGGUCGUGGUGCCACCCGGCGCUCAUCGCACUGACAGCGCAGCCGCCCGCACGGCCACAGUGCCCGGCUGGCUGAGUUCCAGGAGAUGCUUCGGUGGCAAUCUGUCUUUCACCAUGCAAAUUACAAAUGAAAUUUGGUAACUAACUCCCUGCUCCUCACCUGGUCUCCAGCAGACUUCUCAUAACACUCAGAAGAAAAGGCCAGAGGAGAAGGGCCCAGGGUCACCAUGAAGCUAAAGCAGCGAGUUGUGCUGCUGGCCAUCCUCCUCGUCAUCUUCAUUUUCACUAAAGUUUUCCUCAUUGACAACCUGGACACCUCAGCUGCCAACCGGGAGGACCAGCGCGCCUUUCACCGCAUGAUGGCCAGCCUGCGUGUUGAACUGGACCCCCGGCUUGAGCACACCUUGCAGUCCCCUUGGGAGAUUGCAGCCCAGUGGGUCGUGCCCCGCGAGGUGUACCCUGAGGAGACACCCGAGCUGGGGGCUGUCAUGCAUGCCAUGUCAACCAAGAAAAUCAUCAAAGCUGACGUGGGAUACAAAGGGACCCAGCUGAAAGCUUUGCUAAUACUUGAAGGAGGACAGAAGGUUGUUUUCAAACCCAAGAGGUAUGCCAGGGAUUAUGUAGUGGAAGGAGAACCGUAUGCUGGCUAUGACAGACACAAUGCAGAAGUGGCAGCCUUUCACCUGGAUAGGAUUCUAGGUUUCCGACGAGCUCCUCUGGUUGUUGGCAGGUUUGUGAAUCUACGAACAGAGAUCAAACCAGUUGCCACAGAGCAGCUUCUGGGUACCUUCAUGACUGUGGGUAAUAGCACUUGCUUCUAUGGAAAGUGCUACUACUGUCGGGAAACAGAACCGGCUUGUGCAGAUGGGGACAUCAUGGAGGGGUCAGUGACUCUCUGGCUACCAGAUGUCUGGCCUCUUCAGAAGCAUCGGCACCCGUGGGGUAGGACUUACCGUGAAGGCAAACUUGCCAGGUGGGAAUAUGAUGAAAGCUAUUGUGAUGCUGUGAAGAAGACUUCACCCUACGACUCGGGCCCCCGUCUGCUGGAUAUCAUUGACACAGCAAUAUUCGACUACUUGAUUGGGAAUGCUGACCGGCAUCACUAUGAGAGCUUUCAGGACGACGAAGGAGCCAGUAUGCUCAUCCUUCUGGAUAAUGCCAAAAGCUUUGGCAACCCUGCCCUGGAUGAAAGAAGCAUCCUAGCUCCUCUGUAUCAGUGCUGCAUCAUCCGGGUUUCUACCUGGAACAGACUCAAUUACCUGAAGAAUGGAGUACUGAAGUCUGCCUUAAAAACUGCUAUGUCGCACGAUCCCAUCUCACCAGUGCUUUCUGACCCUCAUCUGGACGCCCUAGACCAGCGGCUUCUCAGCAUUCUGGCUACAGUGAAGCAGUGCACAGACCAGUUUGGGCCAGAUGUUGUGCUGGUGGAAGACAGGAUGACACUGUCUCAUUUGUAAUUGUAGUGGAACACAGAUGAAACUCCCUUUUUAAGAAACAAACAAACAAAACAAAACAAAAAAAAGAGAAAAACAGCACAAUCAGUUCUGAAAGGCUGUGGCCAAGAUGGACUGAAAUGAACAGGAAAGCUUCCGAGCCAGAGAAACAGAGGUGAUGCUGGCUUUUACCUUGGGCUGACAGCAGUGAGAGGUGGGAAGUUUGAGCCUUGCACGGCUCGGUACCUGUAAGGGCAUCAUGGCCAUUGUGGUGUGUCCAUUGCCGGCAGUGGACGUUGCACUGGAUAAAAAUGGCUCUCGGUAUUGGUGGAAGUGUGUGGAAUACAGACACUAAUGUGUGGACUGAUUUUUAGAAGGGACAAAUGGAGAUGAACAGUCUGAUCCUCCACCCUUCUCUUCCCCACAUACACUCUUGUGAGUUUUGUUUGAUUCAGGGUUGUACAUAAUCAGCUGUGGGCUGGUUAGGUAUUUUACUGCUUCUUUAGAAAAUGAGGAACUGGUGAAUAAAAUGGUUAUUGGACUGAAUAGUUGCACCCCUCGGGGGGUGGGAGGUUCUUCAGAAUGCCAUUAGGGGUGGGAGAGGUGACCUCUCAGCUCAAUUACCCUCAGUAAAAACUGGGGAAGGGGGUUGUCUCUUGUGAUAAUGUUUCAGUUCUAUCAAACAUUUAUGCACAGGGUUGAAGACUUAGGAGGACAGGGUGGUUAUGAGCACUUGAUAGUUAAGGAGUUAAAAUAAGUUCCCAUGUGUCCUUCACUGUUUCCCAUUUGUAAGGAACCUGGCAAGGUCUGAGUUGGGGAAACACCCCUCCAGUCCUAUGUCAAUAUUAACCAAAUCUUUAUUAUAUUGUAGCUGAGGAGGAGGAGGACAGAGUCUGUCCUUGGAAGCAGAUUCCAUUUAUCAAAGUUGUGCUACUUACUGCAUGCCCUGUUUAAUUUGGAGAAUCUGGAUAUGCCGUGCUGCUGAAAAAGAGGUAUAUUGAUGGACUUCCCAGUAACCUGCAGCCAUAGGAAGGGCCCUGAAGGGUGGAGAGAACCCUGAGCUAAUCUCACACAGAGAGAGCUUGCUUCUGUACACACGGCUUGGUGCUGCUGUUCUGUGGAGCACCAGCAGUUUUUCAGGCCCACCUUCUGCCUGGGCUGUGUUGUGGCUGAGCUCUGAAGCUGUGAGCACUUGCAGCCUUGCCCAGCUGCUUCCUGCAACUCACACUGUGCUGUGCUGGAGUUCCUGAUGGUUUUGCUGUAAGGUGGGGAUCCAUCUGUACCAGUUGGCUUUGCAGAGUGGAUGAGACUCUGUGCUAGUCCUGUCACCCCUCAGCACUGUGUCUGUCUGCACUGCAGAUGAGCUUGUGCCCCUUGAAACUUGUCACACUGGUGGCAGGUCUGAAUCUGUCUCCAGAAGGGAAACAGCUUCCAUUGUACUUCCAAAUUUACCAAAUUCACAUCAAUUUUCAGACAGUAUGGAACGUAGAAGUAAGGAAAUGGAUCACUUCCCAGAGUGAUCACAUAUUAUUGGAUUUAUGAGCUAGAGCAGCAAAAUGUCAGCUUAAGACCUUUCUCUUAAUUUGUCUGUCAAAAUCUUUCUAGCUCUGCAGAAGGGUGACAGGCAGAUAAGAUGAAGAGCUGCUUCCUGUUGCUUGCGCCUGCUGCCGUACCUGAUCAAAGAGGUGUUAGUGAAAGAGUUUCUUUUUAAAAGGAAUUUAGUUUGAAGUCUUUGUACUGCCUAAGCAGAGUAUCUCGAAAACAGAAUGCGACUGUUUUCCUGACACUGGCUUUUAUGUUCUUCUAGACAUGUUUCAGACUUGGCCACAACACAGGCUCACCUCACAGUCAGGACUGGAGCUAGAAUUACUUCUCAGUGCUGCUUGUUAAGGCUAACACACAGCCAGUUUUUGGACACCGGUGUUAAACUGGUGCCUGUUUGUUGCUGAACAGGAUAAUGUAACACACGUGCUACAAGCCAUGGUCCUUUGUGCAUGUAGGUAGUGUGGGCAGUGCCUUGUGUGUCCCCUUAGCACUGAGCCAGGGGCUGGGAGUUGAGUGUGAGCAGGGGCAGGAGCUGCCAAGGGCUGACCUGUCUGUCACUGCCUGUGCUGCUGUGGCACAGGUGUGAGUGGUUGGGGCUGACAUUGGUGGAGGUGCUGUGGGCAGCAGGUGGCUGGUGGAUGCUUUCAUUCUGAAGCAGUAGAGGCUUACACCGAGGUAUUUGGACAUGAGUUCAUUCCCCAAAAAGUUCAAGAGGAUUUACACAAAAGGGGAAACCGUAAAGCACGUUAUGUUUAUUCUUUUAAGCACUUAAUGUUUUGGGGUGGAUCUACAAUCAUUGGAAGUUUUGAUUCGACCACUCUUAGUCGUUUACAUUUGACUUUAACAACAGGUUUCCAAAAAAGCAUCUCUGUCUUUAUGAAAUGAAUGUUCAGUGCUUAUUGCUUUGUAUGUCACAGGCUUCUACACCAAAGCUUUUGCAGUCAGAUCAGCCUUGGGGAUGAGUUUUCCAUCAGUGCGUAUAUCAAAGAUUUAAAGCACUAUUUUGGUUUAGAUUUAAGCAAAGGGCGUGAAAUCAAGCAUCAUCCUUUAGAAGCGUGCAGGAGGUGGGUGCUUUCCUUUUCUCCUUUUGUAUUUGUAUCAUAUUGAUGCUUCUGGUCACUGUCAGCACUGCUGGAGCCUGGUGUUCUGCAGCGGGGAGGAAGAAUCAAUUCCUCUCAUACCCCAAAUCAGGAGGAUCCGAUUCUGGCAUUGUGAUCAUCUCUGGUGCUUUGGCAGCAGUCAUUGGUUUUGUUUCGCUUGAAUAUGGAACCCUGAGAAAUGUUAAACUCCGUUGUAACCAUUGCAAAGGAAAUAAGCUGCGGCAUCCACAUGCAAACCAGAAUCUGCUUGAAUCUCUGGCAGUAGUGCCACGUGCGAGGCAAGUACUUUGUUCUUAAGUCGAUGAGGGUUUUGUGGCACUUCUAAUUCUUGUUCACUUUGCACACUGUAAUUCCCAGCUCCAGAUGUUACCAAACGGUUGUGUUGUGGAUGUUAGUAAUAUCAGAGCACUCGAAGCACAGGAAUCAAGAACUAAUUAAAAAGAAACAGCAGAUGGCUGAUGAUGCUCUAUCUCCUCCUUCCUAAGUCAGCACUCGGGCUGGAGGAGCCCCUGAGACUGGCUCCUCUCCCAGCAGCGAGUGAACUGGAGAGUGUCUUGCCAAACAAACUUCAACUGAAAAAUAGUAAUUUAUUAAGAAGGUAAUUUAUUUGCUGUGGCAGCUGGAGCAAGAUGCUUGAAACAGCCACCCCUGUUGGAGCUGUCGGAGGAUUGCCCCUGGGAACAGCUGCACAAAUGGAGGUUGCUAAUGAGAAAACAGAGUGCAAUCACAACUUUCUACUUGUAUCCCCCAGGGUCGGGUUCUGCAUAAAGGAACAUUGUGUGAAUAAAGAUUUUAAUAAAGCGGUGCUGAUGGGUUGUUUAA